This is a messenger RNA of Pocillopora damicornis (cauliflower coral), 2081 nucleotides long. Its product is annotated as zinc metalloproteinase nas-6. The record is from RefSeq and is a predicted model, not a curated record. Gene Ontology annotation, biological process: proteolysis. Lineage: Eukaryota; Metazoa; Cnidaria; Anthozoa; Scleractinia; Pocilloporidae. Gene Ontology annotation, molecular function: zinc ion binding; metalloendopeptidase activity.
AUGGUGACAGGUCACCCACGCUAAACGUUACCGUGAUUUGUCUGGAUCUGGCAAAGUAACAAGCUGGGAAACAUGGAAGGUUCAAUCAGGGAGAAUUCUUCAUUCAUUUUCUCGGGGUUCCUAGAAAAAUAAAACGUUAGUUUUAGAUGGUUAUCAUGACGAAAGCUGUUGAAUCUGGAAGUUAAUUUUAAUAUAAACCGAAGUCGGUGAAAAAGUGCGUUUCAGCAGACGCUGUCUUGCAGGAGUUUUCCAAUAUACGUUACGUGCAACCGGAUAAUUAUGACCACGACGGAUUUGAUCAGGUCAAAAGGUAAGGCAAAGUGAGAUAUGAGAGGGCAGAAAAAUAUCCAGCUGUGUUUUACCCUACGACAUCCAAAUCAUUGAGCAAUAAAAGUGUCUACGUAAUAGGAAUUGAUGAGAACGCGUUAGUCACGUCUGCCACAACUUUGAUUAUAUAAGCAGAACAAGAAAGCUUUUCUAUUACGCUUGUUGUAGACUGAAGCUGAUCCCUGGAGAUAAGUUCAACAUGAAAUUGUUGUGGAUUUGGGCAGCUGUGCUUGUGGUAGCACAAGUUGAGGAAUCAUCUGCAGCUCCCACAGAUUCUACAGAUGACAUCUGUUACACUCGCAACACAACGAACGGAAAGUGCUGUGUGUUUCCAUUCACUUACAGAGGCGUGGAUUACUAUGAGUGCACAACGAAAGAUUUUGGGAGAGAAUGGUGUUCUUUAAAUGAUGUCUAUGAAACUGACAGGCAAUGGGGAUUUUGUGCAAACGAGACAAUGAAGCCUGUCUUUGACACCAUUCUUGAAGCAACAGGAGAAAAUGGCAGGUCCAGAGAUGGUAAAGAAGCUUUGUUUCAAGGUGACAUAAUCAUGACCCGAGAAAUACGUGACAGCCUCAACAGCCGCGGGAUCCUGGUGCCUCCUAAGAGGAUGGCAAAACCUCAGAGCAGACGAAAGAGGGCGAUCAUGAGGGUGUCUGGAGGCAGCGACCUUCGAUGGCUUGUUGGUAGUAGUGGAAAGCGAGAAGUCCCCUAUUACAUUACAAGCUCGAACCAUAAUGUGCGUGGAGUUAUCCUGCGUGCUAUGAAGCACUGGGAGGAAAGAGUGCCUUGCCUAAAAUUCGUACAGAGGAGCAGGGAGAGUCGUUACCUUAGUUUCUUCUCCGGUGGAGGAUGUUAUUCUAUGGUAGGCCGACAGCCUGGCUCGGGGCCUCAGAAAAUCUCCAUUGGAAAUGGUUGUGGUUAUCUGGGUGUAGUAGUGCACGAGAUAGGACAUGCCCUCGGAUUCUGGCACGAACAAUCCCGUCCUGACAGAGACUCUUAUGUGACAAUUAACUGGCAAAACAUCCAAACGGGUAUGGCGUAUAACUUUCAUAAAUAUGGAACCAAUCGGGUAGACAGUCGGGGUGUCUCGUAUGAUUACGACAGUGUUAUGCACUAUUCCUCCACGGCCUUCGCUAACCGCAGGGGAGUAAGAACUAUCGUCGGCAAGAACGGCCGCACUAACCUUGGUCAGCGGUAUGGGUUGAGUAGGUUAGACGUUGAGCAAGCCAAGAUGUUGUACUGUGGUCAGCGACCCAAGCCACAAACACCUCCGCCACCAGGUUGUUCUCCUGAUCGUCACGAUUGGUGCCCAUAUUGGGCCAGUGAAGGAUACUGCACUGAUCCACGAUAUUCCACAUACAUGAAUACAGACUGUCAGACGAGCUGCAAGAGGGGGUGCCAAAAACCUCCCAUCUGCAAAGACGAACACAAAUAUUGCGCAAGUUGGAUGAAAGAGCCUGGAGAUUACUGCAAGAAGUACGAAUCAUACAUGAAAAUUUACUGCAAGAAGAGCUGUGGAAAUUGUUAAUUGAUACAAAUUUUAUUCCCAUUUCUCAUAGUCGAUCGAUGAUUAAAAUUCAUGAUUGAGUGGCAUUUCGAAAUAAAACCUUGGUGUUAAAAAAAAAUUAUUUUAAAAAGACUAAGAGUUAUGGACGUUUUUGAUCAUAGUUAAUGAUUUCACAUCAAUUUCCUACGAGCAUCAUCUUGGAAUUUGCAAGUCGAUAUUUUUCCACGAAGAAAAAUCAUCUUUUUUU